AUGGUCGAAAUUGGUGGUGUACAAAUAAAGGCGAUCAUUGAUUCCGGUUCCAGCUGCAACAUUGUGGAUAGGAAAACGUGGGAGUUCUUGAAACGAAAUGACAUAAAAUGCAGGGACGAGCCAAGGAAAACAGAACUGUAUGCCUAUGGAUCUAAGGAACCACUGAAGACUGCUGGUGUAUUUUGGUCAACGAUUGUUUACAAGGGUGUAGCGGUAGAUGACGCAGAAUUUGUUGUCAUUGAGGGAUCUGGACAGUCCUUAUUAAGCUGUGAUACAGCUAUGCGACUUGGCGUACUUAAAAUAGUGCGUCAAAUGGGAACCCCGGGAAUAUCGGAUGUUGUUAAUAAUUACAACGAAUUAUUUACGGGACUUGGAAAACUGAAAGGUUAUCAACUUGAAGUGCCCAUUGACCAGGCUGUAACACCUGUAGUGCAACCGACCAGACGCGUGCCAUAUCAGUUACGAGAGAAGUUGGAAGCUAAAAUCAAAGAAUUACUCGACUCAGAUGUCAUUGAACCCGACACGCCUACGGCAUGA
Dreissena polymorpha is the source of this 537-nucleotide messenger RNA. RefSeq lists its product as uncharacterized. Bases 1 to 537 code for a protein of 178 amino acids. The record is from RefSeq and is a predicted model, not a curated record. The transcript is spliced from 2 exons. NCBI's taxonomy places the organism in Eukaryota, Metazoa, Mollusca, Bivalvia, Myida, Dreissenidae.